Molecule: messenger RNA, 893 nt
Organism: Cicer arietinum (chickpea)
Lineage: Eukaryota; Viridiplantae; Streptophyta; Magnoliopsida; Fabales; Fabaceae
Source: RefSeq, a predicted model, not a curated record
GAUGAUGAUGAAGAUAAUGAAGAUGAUGAGGAAGACGAAUGAAAGAAGCAAUGGCUCGAAGAAGAAAGUUAAAUAUUCGACAUCGAGCAAGUGAUAAUGAAGGAAUUCAGUCUACUUCUAAUAAUACAAACUCAACCAAUGUAGAAGGAAGUAAUGUUGCAGAAACGCGUUCUAGUCCUUGUCAUGCAGAAGGUGUCAUACGUGAGUCUGUAGAAUCUCACUCAAUUCCCUCUGAUAUAGAAGUUGAAGAAGAACAAAUUGAAAAAGAAGUAGAGCCUAAACGGGCUAGAGGUCCUACAAAAAUGUUAGAUGUAUGGGAAAUGGAACAUGGUGAUUUAAUAAUCGUUAAUUUGGACAAAUAUGGUCGACCCAUUGGUGAGGAAGGGACAACUCUAACUCGUUUCAUUGGUAGCGUAGCUAGAAGGUAUCAAUAUGCUCCUAUCAACUACAAGUCAUGGAAAGUUAUGCCAAAUGAUUACAAAGAAGAAAUGUUGAAAUUAAUAGAGAAAAUAAGUAAAAUUAAUAGGCAAAAUCGUGCUAAGUUUGAAGAUGUUCAUUGUAUGGGUUCAAAAAGUCUCCCAAAGUUUAUUGAUGAGAAGAUAAAAAAGGGCAAAGGAGUGUUGCCUGGACGUAAAGAGAUUUACAUUGAUACCCGCACUCGUAAAGAUGGAACAAUUGUCAAUGAAAAGGCUGCAAGAUUGAUUGUUCCUGAUGCUACUAGUGCUCAAAACCAUUUGAAUUCACUUAGUCCAAACAACAACGAAAAUAAUGAAAAUGGUGAAGAUUAAAAGCUAAUUUGUUGUUGAAGAUGUAAUAUUGGCAAUUUAGUGGACUCAAUUUCUUAAUAUUUUUUGAGAUUGUUAUGUAUGACACAAGAUGUCUAUUUUAAAUGU